CCCCGCCCCAGUCAUCUUGGGCUGCAGCUCGGAGCCCGGAUGCGCCGCCAUGCCGACUCUAUCAGCGAAUGGAAUAAUUUAUUCACCAACCUGCCUGACACUGGGCGACUAGGAGUUCACAGAAGAAGUCGACAAGACAGUUUGGAGGGCACAGGGGCCCUUCGCCGCGGACAGACUUAGCACGGGAUAUCCGCGCCGUGUGUGCUCGCGUUGCCGGCCACCGUUGUGUCGAUGUAGUUAGAGACACUUGUGUGCUAGCUACGAGGCUAACGUUAGCUCGAGUGGGGGAGAGAGUGCGCGGCAGUGACAGUCCGGCCGGAGGCGGGGAGAGCCGAGGUGAGACUGCUGCUCUGAUGGUGACUGCACUGUUGACUGUACGCGAAUAGGUGGCCAUCUGAUCCAGAGAAAUUUCCAUGUCUGCAUCAGCUCUGGAAACCAGAAGAGAUGUCUGUUGAUGAGGAUACCGUGAAAACUGGCAGUCCACAGGCGAGCUCGACGUCGUCCCUGCAGCUCUCAGAAUGCACUGGAGGUUACAACACUAUAUCUGUGGUGGUGGAGGGUACAGCAGCCACCCCUGAUUUUGCAGCUGCGUGUCCCGUCCUGGGCACUGCAGCCUCGCCAAAACACACCAGCACGACCGACACGCUUUCUCACUCCGACGACGCCGGGCAGAGAGCCGGCGGGAACGAGAAUAACAUCAAUCGCAGGAACAGCUUUCAUCAUUCCAAACAACAGCAACAAACGAAGCUCACAAAGCGACGCAACACAGCGAACACUAGCUUCAAGCAUCCGACAUCCGGCAAGAGGAGACGAAGGGCCAACUCUGAGAGUGACUCCGUCCUGCCUACCAACUUCCUCCUGGGGGGGAACAUUUUUGACCCACUGAAUCUCAACAGCCUGCUGGAUGAGGAGGUCAACAAGGCACUGAAUGCAGAGACUCCCAAAUCCUCCCCGCUGCCGGCAAAGAGUCGAGACCCCGUAGAGAUCCUCAUCCCCAGAGACAUCACAGAUCCACUGAACCUGAACAGCGGGAUAGCAGACAGCAGCUUUUUGGUGUCCCCCUUCAAAAGUGGUGGCAGGAAGAGACACCGCAACAGACACCAUGGUGGAGGAGGUGGAGGAGGUGGAGGAGGAGGAGGAGGAGGGGUUGGUAGUGGGAUUUCAACCACACAGAUCAACCUCUCAGAAUCAGGAAAAAGUGAGGUUAAAACCGGCACCUCCACACCGCUUCCAGGUAUGUUGGCUUCAUGUUCUGCACUAGACGUCUCCAAAGAGUCCAACAGUUUCUCCAGUGUCACAGGGGAUUCCCACGAGCACUCCACUGACAACUCAGCCAGCUGCAAGGAAGAGACGACGUCUGUAUCUAUGGAGGAUUCCGCUUUGUCCGUAUCGGGGGGGCCCAACCAGCACACAAGCAGACGCAAGCGCAGGCGCAACUCCGGUAAGAUGGAGCUCCCUGUGACUCAUUCUACGCCGAUUGGAAAGUCGGGAUCUGGAGACAGGAGUUAUGGUACAGGGGGACAGAGAUAUUCUCAGUCCUUUCACACACCAAGGAUUGGACCCAAACCGGGGCCAGGAGGUCGCCAACACCAGCAGCCCCACCACCAGGCGAAGGAGCAACAGAAGAAGAAGUUCCAGUACGGGAACUACAACAAGUAUUAUGGCUACCGCAACCCAGGAGCCAGUGAAGACCCACGGGUACGCGUGCUUCGUCCAGAAUGGUUUGAAGGUAAAGAGGUUCUGGAUUUGGGUUGCAACUCAGGCCACCUAACACUCUAUAUCGCCAAAGUGCUAAGACCUGCUCGCAUAUUGGGCCUGGACAUUGACAGCGCUCUGGUUCAUGCGGCGCGGAAGAACAUCAGACAUUAUCUGUCUGAACUGCAGACUCAAGAGGCCAGGCGUGCUGAGAGGAAUGGAAAUGGGAGUCACACAGGCACAGACAAGAAGCACAAUGAAGCUGAGAGCAGGGAUGAAAACGGGAGACCAGUGAAAGGAGAAAGUGGCCCUGCAGAGGCUGUAAAUGACAAUGGCUCCUGUCAGACAGACGAGGCAGGGGCCCAGAGGCAGGACAGCAAAACAGAGGAAAUGGAGCAGGAAGAUUGUGAUUCACCCCCUGCUGAUCACUCUGUGAGCUGCUCUUUUCCUGUGUCCCUUCGGAUCUCCAGGGGGCCCAUCGCUGCUCCUCCACUAACAGAAACAUCCACCGCUCGGCCCGGGGAGUUCCCCGCAAACGUGUCCUUCAUCAAGGCCAAUUAUGUACUGGACAACGAUAAUCUUCUUCUGACUCAGCGGCCAGAGUACGACGUGGUCAUGUGCCUGAGUGUUACCAAAUGGGUUCACCUGAACUGGGGAGACAGUGGCCUCAAGCGGCUCUUCAAGAGAGUCUACAGACAUCUCCGUCCUGGAGGCUUGUUCAUCCUGGAGCCACAGCCCUGGGAGUCCUAUGUGAGGAGGAAGAAGCUAACAGAUAAUAUUAGCAAGAAUUUUCACAGCAUCCGCCUCAAACCUGAGCAGUUUCCGUCGUACCUUACAACAGAGGUGGGCUUCACCAGUUUUGAGUACCUUGGGACCCCCAAGUGUUCAAUAAGAGGUUUUCAAAGGGCAGUGUACUUAUUUCACAAAUGACCGCUCCUGCCUUGAAGAUCUUUGAAUGUGAGUAGCCUAACACCACCACCAUACGUACAAGCCAGCCAGCUGCCCUGGACUGCAAGGAAUCCUCUGAAUCCUUAACAGUUACUCCAGCUACUCAGAUGCUGAAGAUGAAAUUCGGAAAGGAGAACAGGACCAAAAGUGGAAUUCAUUUUGGAAAGGUGAAAUCUGUCGAGACUAGGCACCUAGCAGAAUCCUCUGGGACUACAAAUUCUUAAAAUAUGGAGUGAACUCAGAUAGGACUCUAAACGUCACACAGGUUGUGGAAUAGGGGCUCAUCUGAUCAUUUCUUUGGACUAUCCUAGUGCUAAUGAUGCCUCAGUUUGAUGCACGGCCAUAACGUGUUUAAAUAUCUUGGGCCAUAUAUCUCUACUUUCAUAACUUUGUUCUGUGCCACCACACCACCAUACAUACAUUAUACAUGUUAGGGUUGGGCGAUAGGGCAGACAUUUCCCAAUUGGCCACAGUCAUUGCUUUCCCUGGCGAUUGAUGGUGGAUUUACCACAUUAGUUCCAUGUGACCAACUGUGUGUGUUGCAUCUGCAAAGGUGCAGUAUACCACUGGAUUACAAAGCCGUUAUUAGAUCCUUCUGACAUGAUGUCUCCUGAAAAGCCACACUGGAGUGCAUGCAGUGUGUUUUAUCCCUGGCUACUCUUGUAGUGGUGCAAUAUUUGUAUCACUUUUGAAGUCUUGAAUCCUGUUGCGGCAGACAUAUAAAUGCACAUAUUUUGAUGAAUUUAAAGCAGCUAAAACAAAUUCCAUCAGGCUCAGAUUCAGUCUGUCACUAUUGCAUAAUUUGUCCCAUCUCCCGACCCUAAUAUAUAGUUUGUUUUGUCAUUGUUUUGCAAAAUAGGCCUAAGAGCUGAAUUAACUGUAGUGUGUUACAGAGCUGUGAAAAUGUACAAAUCCACAUUUUGGAAAUGGACAAUAUGGAAAGCUCCUAAAUUGCACAAACCUAAGAUCCUAUGAAGUGAAAAGUGUCUCGUCUCAGCAAUAAAGACGAUGUUGCACGAGCAGAACUCAAAACAGCCAAAACCACAAACAUCCAGUGAAAUAAUGAACGCUUCACAUCAAACAGCAAAUAUGUUUUCACGGUAUUGUCUCGUUUUUAGUAAUACUCAGUCAUUAAAACACAGAGACAGUUUUUAAGUUUAGCAGGUUUUCUACCACUGGAGUACUCUUACAAUGUGAAAAAUCAGGUGUCUACAUUUUCAAGAAAAGCAUUUUGGCUAUUAUGAAUGUAAACUUUCUACAAAUCUUCAGGCCUUUGUAAUUUAUUUGAGAGUUUGAAGUGUUUAGGAAGCAACAAAUCACUUCAUGGGUUCUUGAAGCCUUUUCGAUGCUCCAUCCUAAUGGUAGGGGGCACAUUUGAGCUGUGAUGACACCCUGGUGUUGGCUCAGCUCAAAAUAAUUCAGCACACAGACCACAAGGACUAUUUUGCAAGGUAGAUCUGGAGCAUGCAGUGAUCUAUUCUUUUUUUUUUCUAAUGACAGUUAAGCCAUAGCCCUACCUUAUGUGUUGUUUACAAUGUCCUUCAUGAGGUGCUGACUGAGAGUGUAAUUGGGUGUCAAAUCGAAGGCAGAGGCCUGUAAUUACAGAGUUGCUAUAGCGUUUUCAUUGCUGUUUCAAUCUGACAUGCAUAGUUUUGUGUGGUGUGAUCAUCACUACUGAACAGACAUUAAUUCAAACAGCAUCAGAAUGAAUUGCGAUGCUUUUCUAGCUCCUCAACUUCUGUAAGGCUAAACAAAAAUUUACAUUUGUAGAAAGAAACCAGAUUGUUACUAAAAAUGACUGAAAUAUGUCCAUAGGACUUUUUACCAAAUUUAGAUACUAAUAUGCUGUUUGUAUUGAAGCGCUGCCAGAAUAUUCUAUGGGUCUUUUGCUCUUUGAAUCUGACAAAAUAUGCCAUCAUCACCUUAGUCUUCGGCCUAAUGAGGACAAUUAUGAGUUACAGGUAGUCGGUCUUUGUGAUUGUAUUUUUAUUGGUGUGCACUGAGCGCCGCUCUUCUACAAUCUUUCAUUCGAAGUGGCGGGGACAGAAAAUCUUCCUUUUUUUGUGACUGGUUCAAUUACAGCAUUUGGCAUACUAGGUUAGGAAAAGAUGGAGAAGAUUGAUGCUAUAUGUUUAUAUUUUAGUAAGUGAUCAAUGUAAAUAAGUUUGCAAAUUUUCUUUUACUGUUGUCAACAUUGAGUUCAUAACUGCUUUUGUCAUUUUAUUUUUUUUUGUCUUUUCACAUGUUUGCUGCCAAGUUGUGAGUGAGUCACAGGCCAGGACAAUGGGGCAGUUUUUGUCCUAUAUUGCUAAUCCAGCUCUGUAACAACAAAUGAAUAUGUACAUUGCAAAGUUCUGAUGUGUUUGCUUUGUUCUGUCCUGGCAAGCACAUGGAUUGUUAGAUUGGCUCUUUAUUUUUUUAUAAACUGUUUGAAAGGA
Molecule: messenger RNA, 5081 nt
Organism: Morone saxatilis (striped sea-bass)
Lineage: Eukaryota; Metazoa; Chordata; Actinopteri; Moronidae
Gene: mepce
Product: methylphosphate capping enzyme
Exons: 5
Coding region: 445-2625 (726 amino acids)
Biological process (GO): snRNA modification
Molecular function (GO): RNA methyltransferase activity; O-methyltransferase activity; snRNA binding
Source: RefSeq, a predicted model, not a curated record